GCCGAGUACUGGUCAUGAGCUGGAAUUGUGGUGGCCUGUCCAGCCCCCUAUGGGACGAGCUCCUUCUCUACUUGGAGAACCUCGAUGCGGCCCGUAGGUGGAAGGUGAUCACAUCCCCAGCCACGGACAAUCAAUCCGCAGGAGUCCUUACCCUGCUGGAUAGUGAGUGGUGCGGAGACGGGCAAGUUCUCCACUCGGACCCCGUUCCAGGACGCCUUCUACAUGUUCAGCUGCAGAAGAAGGACUGGACAUUAGAUGUUUAUAACCUCUACCAGCGCCAAGCAGGACAAGGAAGCGCCAAAGCAGAGGAAGUCCGAGCCCUCCGGCAAAAGGUCUGGAAGGCCCUCGACACCGAAAUGGCCCGAGCCCCGGGCAGACAUACCACCCUGGUGACCGGCGACUUCAACUGCACGCUCCGGGAGUGUGCCUGCGCAGGCCCCCUUGUUGCGAAAGGGAGUCACAAGCCACCACCUGACCAGGCCACGCUGACGCGCGUUCUCGAAGACCAUAAACUGAUCCAAAUUAACUCCUGGCACCGCCGUGCAGGCGCCGCUUUCCAUCAUCACCAGGGGCAGGCCCUUCUGGACCAUGUCCUGAUGCGCCAGGUACAGUGCGACCAACUCGCGAAGCGGGCCAGACCUAUCCGCACCACCCUUGCGGCCUGGAGACAGGGAAGCUACCAUCUCCCGCUCCUAGGCAGCAUACCGCUGCAGCGCUUCCAAAGCCUGAACCGCCCUAAGCCUGUCCGAAGAACAUGGAAUCAUUGGGAGCUCAUCAGAUGCAGCAAGCACCCGCAUCUGCCCCAAAUACAGCAGUAUCGAGAAGCUGUCAUGUCGGGUCUGCCCGAGGCCAAGAGCAUAGAGGAGUUGAACCAACUUCUCUGCCAGUGCGCGGCACGGAUCUUUCCCCCGGCAGAUAAGCCUCAAAGACUUGCCGCCUGGCAGACGCCGGCCAUGGCCAUCGGCAUCCGAGGCAUGUGGACAGCGUACGCCCAGUGGAAGAACCAAGCCCAACGAGGCACGAGAGCCGUCCUGUCUGCAUGGCGAAGCUACUCCAAGUUUCGGAAGGCACAAAAGGACUUCAAGUGGGCAGGCAAACAGGCUCGCAAACAAUGGUUCACAGAUCGGCUUCAAGACCUGACACAGGCCGCCGCCAGCAAGGACCUCCGCGCCCUCUAUGCGGGGGUCAGAAACAUCGCCCCUAAGAAGCGGAGGGGAGAAAUUCAACUUAAAGACGAGAAAGGCCUCCUUCAGUCUGCCGAAGUUCAGCUUCGUCAGCUGCAACAGCACUACAAGCAAUUGUACACGCGGGAUCCUCAGCGCCCGCCGCCUUGCCCUGAGUCCGAAGUUCGAAUUCAGGUAGAUGAAGCUGAAGUCUACCAGGCCCUCUCCAGCCUUGUCGCGCACAAAGCUACCCCCCCUCAUUUAGCCUCAACUGCGAUGUGGCGCAGCUGCGCGGACAUCCUGGCCCCGGCCCUGACCACGUGGACGAGCCGCCUCCAGGCCGUGCCGGCCUUAUGGAAGGAUGCCUGGUUAGUCUUGAUACCGAAAAAGGCGUACCUGCAGAAGGUGCCUCAAUAUGCUUACCUUCAGGAGAAGCAUACAGGGGCCUAUGCCGGAUGUCAACUUUCGUUGGACCUAUCAAGCGCGUUCGAUUUGGUUGAUUGGAGCCUGCUGCAGGACUCGCUCGAGGACGCGGAAGCUCCGCACCUCCGUCGCGGCCACACGCGGACUACGCCAAGGCGUCUGGAGGCAAUCCUCGACCCGCAGUGGCUUGCACAAGGUGCGACCACUUUCGCGGAUGAUUAUUUGCUUCAGGAUACCGCAGUGUCAUACCGAGAACUUGAGCGUGCACAUCAUCGCUUCGCCUCGGUCUUGGAUGCGCUCAUUGACCAUGGAAUGAAGAUCAAUACCCAGAAGUCAGCGUUCCUGAUGCGAUACAGAGGCCACUUCGCGCGCAAAUGGCUGAAACAGCAUCUAAUCCGUACUUCGGAGGGGGACGCCAUCCGGAUCCGCACUCCCAAGGCUCGACUGUUUGAAUUCCCGCUGAAAGACAAACAUGUCUACCUGGGAGUUGUCAUCGGCUAUCACUCGCCGUCCAAACAAACGGUCACCCACCGUCUACAGGAGGCCAAUGGCACGUGGCAGCGCCUUCGGAAGGUAUUGUGCUCGCAAUCCUCCCUCCCCACACAGGAGCGGGUUAAACUUUGGCAGUCCACCGUCCUGCCGACCAUGCUCUACGGCGUGGCAGCCUCAUCACCAGGACAUAAGGACAUCCAACGCAUGCAGCACGUAGCCACAAGACACCUUCGGGCCAUCACCAGAUCGUUUGCCCACUUGAGCAAGGAACCUACCGCCAAGCUGCUUGCCAGGAUUGGGGUCCAGCCCCUUCAGCUCAGGCUGGCCACCGAAGCCGCGACACUGUGCAACACCCUUCUCAGCUUGCAGAACCAGCUCCACCCACUGGCGACUGAGGUCAGGGACAUGGUCCGAGAGACGGCCGCCUCUCUGCAGGCCAAAUGCAUGGUAACUGGGGAAGAGGCGGAGCAUGCGGAUGCCACCGGUCUGGAUGCAUACACCUGUCAGGACUGUGGGGAGCACUUUCGGCUUGCCAAUCUGCGCCUUCUGCCGCCACGACUUCAGACGGUGGCACAAUCUUUCUCAGCAUAUCCGAUGGCACAGAUGCCACGCCUGGAGAUGGUCCCGGCCUCAUCUUCCCCGCCACUCAUCCAGUGGCAGCUAGUUGCCCAUGCUCUGGCCAAAGGCGCAUGGACUACACUACUGAACCAGCCCUCGGUCCAGGAGUAUCUUAAGCAUAGGACCGACAUUGGUUUCAGUGCCCUGUUCUUAGUAUCUGCGCCUACCUGCAGAUUCGCCAUGACUCCGCCACCUCAAGUGGACAUGGACCUGGAUCUCCAAGAGACCCAGUUCUUCCAGAGAUUCUCCAACAAGAGAGGAUCGGAGCUGAAGGUGGAGGAGAGUCAGAAAAGCCAGAGAACGGAAGCAGGCAGAGAGCCAAAAGGCAAGGGGAAGGGCAAAAGCAAGGGGAAGGCGGGGGGCAAAGGCAAGGGAAAGGGCAAGCAAUUGCCCAAACCGACAUGGUCCAGCCAAUGGGAGGACUACGCCGAUGGUUACGGCCAGCACGGCACCCCGUGGAUAGGCUCGCACGACAACCGGCCGGAGGAGCACAUGCAUUACCACCUCAGGAAGCUCACCCAGGUGGUUCUCAGGCAGGAGCGCACCCUGGCUUCGGUUCGCCAGGACCUGGUCAUGCACCUCUUCGUGAAGACGGGGGAGGAAAGCGGGAAUAUAAUCCCCACACUCUUCAAAGCAGCGGAGGUGUGGAGAGAGAUGAAGGAGCAAGAGCCGGCCAAGAUCCAGUACUCCCUAAAGAUCAUGUUGUUCAAACAGCUGCUCAUGAGCCUCCACGAACGACUCCAAGAGACGGCUGCAAAUCAGGAAGCCAUGAAGGCGGCCAGGGACCUGAACUGGAUCGACAGCCACCAGCAGUGGCAAGUCCUACGCUGGUGUGCCGAGACCCAGCAGCUCAAGCUCGUACCACAGGCGGCUACCAAGUCUACCGAGGACCUACUCAGGCAGCUUGUGGAGAUCCGGAAGAACGUGACGGAGGAGACAUUGCACCACUUCAAGAGCGUCCGCAAGCUGGUGCCCAAUCCGACAACGCAGUGGGUACAGUUCCAGGUAGAGGUCUCCCUCAGGCCGGGCGGCCACCCGAUAUGGGCCAUCCUUCAGGAGUGGGUGGGCAUGGCGGCGUGGCACACAAUCGGUUGCCGACUCCGUCGAGAUCGCCCGGGCUACGACAACGCGAUCGACGAGCUUUACCAGCUGAACCGGUGGUAA
Messenger RNA from Symbiodinium sp. CCMP2456, 3860 nucleotides. Lineage: Eukaryota; Dinophyceae; Suessiales; Symbiodiniaceae. The record is from the annotation of a GenBank genome assembly.